AUGACGAUCGCGACCCCUCUCGAAAUUGGCGUCCUGCUCGUCGGUGAAGAAGUCCAGUUCAACGACAUCGCACCAGCCGAUCUUCUAUACAUGAUUAGCCCGGAGUUCCUCGUCUCAUUAGGUCCAGCGGUUCCACCAAUGCAAUCUCUGGCUGUGCCCAUGAAAAUAUCCUACAUCAACGAGAGAGGCGAGGGUCUGUUCCCUCUUACCGCGGCAGCUAAGAUUGUCGUUACUCACUCUCUUACGACCGCGCCAAAGCUCGACAUCAUGAUUAUUCCAGGAACUUCAGCCGAUCCUACUGCGCGACCAGCCAUUGAUCGGUUUAUCAAGUCCGCCGUCGCAGAUGGCACGGCUGUCUUAAGCAUCUGCAGCGGAAUCUUUCCCACGGCGGCUUCUGGGAUUCUGGACGGCCUCGUCGCGACCGCGCCUCUAGGUGUGCUAUCCUUAGUACGAGAGCGCUUUCCGAACGUAAAAUGGGUCAACAAAUGCCGUUGGGAGAAGAGCGGUGGAGCCGACGGUCAGGGUGAAAUCUGGACAAGUGGUGCCGUUGCGAAUGGCGUGGAUUUGACGUGCGAGUUUAUGCGUCAGAAGUUUCCAGAGAGUAGGCAGCUGGUGGAUUUCAUGAUAGCUCUUUCGGGUAUUGCCGAGAGGAGGAGAGAGUAUAGUAUGAAGGAGAAGAUGGUGGAGGCGAUGGUGGAGGGCGGAAGAGCGCCAGCACAGUGA
Messenger RNA from Lasiodiplodia theobromae, 723 nucleotides. Its product is annotated as Transcriptional regulator. The record is from RefSeq and is a predicted model, not a curated record. NCBI's taxonomy places the organism in Eukaryota, Fungi, Ascomycota, Dothideomycetes, Botryosphaeriales, Botryosphaeriaceae. The transcript has 2 exons. The coding region runs from base 1 to 723 and encodes 240 amino acids.